Rotaria socialis is the source of this 1641-nucleotide messenger RNA. Lineage: Eukaryota; Metazoa; Rotifera; Eurotatoria; Philodinida; Philodinidae. The record is from the annotation of a GenBank genome assembly.
AUGUCUAACAUCAGUAUCUAUGCAAUAGCAACAAUAUUAGCUAUUCAUACAAUUAUCAAUUGUCUUACUUCGACAGUUGGUCAAUAUGUAUAUCGAUACUAUUUAGAAAUCUAUCCGAAUUCAUCAAAUUAUACAGUAACAAAUGCAUAUCAUGCAUUCUAUGUUGUCGAUGUCAAUACAAAUGAGACAAGUACGUGUUCACAUAAAAAUAUAUCUCGUGAUGGCGAUGCGCAGACAUGGGCACAACAAAGUUCAGCCGAGUUAUUCUUUUGGACGAGUUUAGUGAGUAGUUGUCCAGUUAUUAUUAUGACUUAUGUUCUCGGUUUAUACACACCACAAUUGGGAAAACGUGUUGUACUUUUAAUACCAAUGUUAGGCUCGACUAUUCAACUUAUUCUUUGGCUAUUGAUUAUCUAUUUUCGUCUAUCCGAGCUUUGGUGGUAUACAGCAGCAUUUAUAAAUGGUCUUUCGGGUGCCGGAGGUGUUAUCAGUUUAACUUUAACAUUAAUUAUUACUGAAAAUACACCUGAAAAUGAACGUUCAUCGCGUUUCGUACGAUUUGGCGCCAUGCAAACUGCAAUAGCAGCAAUAGCCACAUUGACGAUUGGUUAUUAUAUAAGUUGGCGUGGAUUUAAUGAUUUAUAUUGGAUGGCUCUUACAUUACAAAUAUUAGCAAUCGUUAUCGUCCUACGAUUUCUUAAAGGACUUGAUAAUCAUGUUGAUGAACGAACACAUCUCUUAUCAUCAUCAUCAUCGAAUGAUGAAGUCACAGUAGUCGAACCAGUUAAUUGGCGUAAUUUUUUUAAAGUUUUCACAGUACUUCACUCCAAUCAAAGAUCAAAGAAAAAAAGAAUCAGUUUAUUCUUAACAUUAUUUGCCAAUGGAUUUUUUACAUUAGGAUCGGCAUGUUUUGCACCAUUAUUAUUCUAUCUACUGAAUGCACCUUUUUGUUGGACAUCAAAAGAUAUUGGCAAAUUUUCAGCAUUAAACGCUCUUACUUCUGCAUUUCUUAGUCUAUUGGGUAUGAAUAUAUUAACCUAUUUUGGAGUUAUUGAUGUAACGAUAUGCGCCAUAAGCCAUGUGUUUUUCUUUGCAUCAGCAUUAUUGGUAGCUUUUGCAAGAUAUGAUUGGCAACUAUUUCUUAGUUUAUUGCUGAAUGCAUUUUCGGGUUAUCAAGGAACAUUGACAACAUCAAUGAUGUCGAAAUGGUUGAGUAGCUAUGAACAAAAUAAUGCAUUUACACUUGUAACCGAAAUAAAUACGAUAAUAACAACAUUUGGAACUGCAUUUUUCAAUUGGCUUUAUGCACAUACAGUUAUCUAUCAACCAAAUCUUGUAUUACUUAUUGCAGCUGGUCUUAGUGUUAUUCCUUUUAUUUUAAAUAUAUGUUUAUUCAUAGUAACUCGAAAAAUGCCCGACGAUGACGUACUUUCAACUGAUAAAAUAGAAUCAGAACCGUUCCAUUCAGAAAACAAUACACUUCCACAUGCUGAUGAUGCUGCCUAUUUGAUUAUUCCGUCUCAAUCAUUGACUACUACAGUACAGACGCCAUCAAGUGAAAGAUAUCAAAGUGAUCCUACUUAUGACAAUCAAACGCAACAUAUAAUGAAUCCUACAAACAAUGAUUUGGGUAUUCUGUGA